This is a messenger RNA of Colletotrichum truncatum, 2856 nucleotides long. Its product is annotated as chitin synthase activator. Lineage: Eukaryota; Fungi; Ascomycota; Sordariomycetes; Glomerellales; Glomerellaceae. The record is from RefSeq and is a predicted model, not a curated record. Gene Ontology annotation, molecular function: protein binding.
AUGGCAGGAUAUCCGGGACAGCGCCCCUACGGCAAUGGCCCCCCCGCGCCUCGUCCUGGUCCUGGACCCGGUCCUGCACCUGCGCAACGGGGUCCUCCUCCACCACAGCAGCAGCAAUUCGAUGGCUACCAGCAAGACGGCUACGGCUACGAUUACUACGAUGAAGGGGGUUACGGGCAAGACUAUGGCGGAGGUUAUCAGGACCAGAACUACGGCAGAGGUCCGCCGCCGCCCCAGAACCAAGGUUACCCGCAGCAAGAUUACUACGGCGGUGGCCCCGGACCCAAUGGCCCGGGGAGAGGAGGGCGCCCUCCACCACCGAUGGGACGAGGCGGUCCCAUAGCACGACCUCCGACGGCCGAUGGUGUUCGUGGUGGAUAUCCGCCUGCUCGUGGCGGUCCUCAGGGCCGAGGUGGUUUUCCCAUGGGACGCGGAGGCCGGCCUGGUCCCUUUGAACGAGCGGCAAACUCAGAUCCCGCUGCCAAUCGCCCAAGACCACAAGAAGGCGGCCCAAUAAGCCCUGCCGGCCCCCAGGGCUUCGGCGGCGGCGCGUUCCCCGCGUUCCCCGGAAAGAACCGCAAGACCGAUCUCGACGAGGAGACUGCGAUACUGAACAAGAUGGCUGGGGUUGACAUUGGAGGCCAAGGUCAUCCUCCUCCUAGAGGGCCAAAUGGCAGAGGUCCACCACCACCAAGGGGAUACCCAGACCCGCGACGCGGUCCUGACCCUGGAUACGGUGGGCCGGACUUUCGGAACGAUGGAUACGGGCCGCCGGGUCCGCAAGACAACUUUGGGCCUCCGUCGAGGAGCAUGACCAUGCCGGUGAACGAGCCAUCACAGAGACGCGGACCCCCACAGCGUAUGGACACGUAUGGAGGACCUGGAGGACCAGGAGGACCACCAGGGCCUCCUCGUGGCGGAGUGCCUCCUAGGCCGUCGACAGCGCAGGGCAACCGACCACCGCCGCAGCGCAUGUACCCCCCGAACCCACCACCGCCGAUGCCUCAACAGAAUGGAUAUGACGAGUAUGACGGGGGUCAUGAUGGUUACCGGGACACUAGGGCAUCCUUUGGAGAUGUGUACGACGCAUAUUACCAUUCUACUCGCAUGAGCAACCAGAACGCAGGCAAUUUCGAUUACAGAGGGCAGGGCGGCGGUCCCGACUUCAACUCCCAGCCCUCACACCGUCCUCACGGCUCGUUCGACCAGCACAUGAGGCCUGGGGUCGCCGAGCAUACCCAGCCUGGCGCUAAACGCAUGCCGGAAAUGAGUCGUACCAAGUCACAGCCUGAUCUUAGACAAUCGCAGCAAGCCGUGUUUGAGAUGGCGGGCGACGCUCCCCCGAUGCCGUCGAUGGGGCCAGUAGAUGGGGGUUAUCAGAAUGGCUACCAAGGGCAGAACGAUUGGGAUCAGUCGCAGCAGUCGCACCAGCCGCCACCGCCGCAACAACCGCCGAUGGGACGCCCGGGUCUGCCUCACGGCCCAUCUUCCAGUCGCAGCGGUGAUUCUCUGCCGUCUCACCCUACCCCCGUUCGCCCUGGCCACAUGCCUAAUUCCAUGGUCAACAUGAAUGAUAAGCCUGCGCCUGUUCGUAACUACGGUGCACCCCCCGGACCCGGCGGACCGACACCGCCUGCCGGCCCUGGUGGCCCACCGCCUCCGCAGCAGAUGGCACCUCCCCAACAGGCCAGCACCCCUUCUUUCACAGAAGCCACAACGCCUGUGACGCAGGAGGAACUCGAACGGCUACGCCAAAUCGUCAAGUCAAACCCCAACGACCAGGAGUCUGCCCUAAGACUGGCAAAGAGGCUGGUGGAAGCGGCGGAUACACUGACGCCGAAUCUUGCCGACCCCAAGAUGAAGGUUCGCGCCCGCGAAAAGUAUCUAAUGGACGCGAACAAGAUUCUCAAGAAGCUCUCGAACGCGCAAAAUCCCGAGUCUAUGUUUUUCUUUGCUGACUGCCUCGGACGCGGUCUGUUUGGAAUGGAGCCAGACAACAAGGAGGCGUUCACGUUGUACCAGUCGGCCGCUAAGCUCGGACACGCCGCGGCAGCAUAUCGAACGGCGGUGUGCUGCGAAAUUGGGCACGAAGAGGGCGGCGGUACGAGAAAAGACCCCCUGAAGGCGAUCCAGUGGUAUAAGAGAGCUGCGACGCUAGGCGACACGCCCGCCAUGUAUAAGGUUGGCAUGAUCCUCCUGAAGGGACUCCUCGGACAGCAAAAGAACCCGAGGGAGGCCGUAGGAUGGCUGAAGCGGGCCGCCGAACGCGCAGAUGCGGAGAACCCUCACGCCCUGCACGAGCUGGGUUUGCUGUACGAGUCCGCGGCUCCCAACGAUGCCAUCAUCAAGGAUGAGGCGUACGCUUUCACAUUGUUCAGACAGGCGGCGGACCUUGGCUACAAGUUCUCGCAAUACCGUCUGGGUUGUGCGUAUGAAUACGGUCUCAUGGGCUGCCCCAUCGAUCCCCGGCAGUCUAUCAUGUGGUACUCUCGCGCCGCCCAACAGGGCGAGCACCAGUCCGAGCUAUCGCUUAGUGGUUGGUACCUGACUGGCAGCGAUAAUGUGCUGCAGCAGAGCGAUACCGAGGCGUACCUCUGGGCUCGCAAGGCUGCUAUGGCCGGUCUGGCUAAGGCCGAGUACGCGAUGGGUUACUUUACUGAAGUAGGCAUCGGUGUGCCGGCCAAUAUGGAGGACGCGAAACGGUGGUACUGGAGAGCAGCUGCCCAAGAUUUCCCCAAAGCCCGCGAGCGUCUCGAGGACCUCAAGCGCGCGGGCAAGAACGGGCCCCGACAGCGCGAGCGCAUUUCCCGUAGCAAAAUCGGCAAGCAACAGGAGGGCGAGUGCAGCGUCAUGUAA